This is a messenger RNA of Cokeromyces recurvatus, 567 nucleotides long. RefSeq lists its product as uncharacterized. Lineage: Eukaryota; Fungi; Mucoromycota; Mucoromycetes; Mucorales; Mucoraceae. The record is from RefSeq and is a predicted model, not a curated record. The coding region runs from base 1 to 567 and encodes 188 amino acids. The transcript is spliced from 3 exons.
AUGCCAAAUGGCAGAAAUAGACAGUUGUUUGGAAACUUGAUCAGAUCAGACGGUUUCAGUGUUGAUUUUUUGUUCUACAAAAGACGAAAUGAUCAAAAUGAUAUGGCUGUCAAAGUUAACCAAAUACACCUCAAAGUCGAUGACUUUAAGAUUACCGAUUUAGAUCGCGAUGUUCGACGAUGCACAGCCAAGGAAUACUAUCAUUUGACAGGUUCAGCAAGAUUCAGUUCUGAAUUGAACAGACUAAAAAAUGAGCGUGGCAUUAACAUCAUAGAAAGCUCUAUACCAACCAACAAGACUUCUGACUCAGAAAAGUACUUGCAGCAUGCCACUUAUAUUUUCAAUAAUUUAGAUACUCUGUUCGAGUUUUAUAACGCUGCUACGGCAAAGGACCGUUUCUUCUUGUACCAAGGAAAGCAAAGGGCGCCAGAGCUAAUGUACAACAGAAGUUUAAGAAGCAAAAAGAAGAAGAAAGCAAAAAACAAAAAGAAGAAGAAGAAAAAGGGGGACCAAGAAGAAAAGAAAGGAAAAGAAGUUAAAAAGAAAUGUAUUCCAAGGUAUUUGUAG